Molecule: messenger RNA, 1012 nt
Organism: Dimorphilus gyrociliatus
Lineage: Eukaryota; Metazoa; Annelida; Polychaeta; Dinophilidae
Source: the annotation of a GenBank genome assembly
AGAUUGAACGCGGCCGUCGCACAGACAAGUGGCGAAAUUGUACGCUGACCGUUCAGGUGUCCUAUUCACCUGGUCUUAUAGGCGUUCUCUAUUGAAAGGAUUACGAAAGAUGGAGGAUGAUAGUAGUAGAUUAUGCGUUCGGAUAGGAAACGCAGAUAAAUGGAUAACUGGCUUAACGAAGAGAACGACAUGUGAUGACGUUAUAUACGCUCUGUUGAAACAUACGAAGAAGGACGGCGAUGAUUUAUGGUCCUAUUCAAUGUUUGAAAGGUGGAGGGGAGUUGAGAGACAAUUGAGUGGUAGAACAAAAGUUUUAAAGGUAUGGAGAGCUUGGGGCGAUCAGAGGCAUUCAGUGAAAUUAUACGUUAGAAAGAGGAGUUCAUAUAGUAGUUCAAAACGUCAUAAACGACGGCAACCACUUCAAGUUCAUAGAGUUGUUGGCCGCAUAAUAGAACAAGAGAAGCAAAUACAAGAUCAAAUGGAGCGUUUGGAACGUCUCGACAAUCAAAUAGAUAAAUACGAGACGAGAUCUCAUCUGAAAAGAAUGCAAGAAGACGGUAACAACUACGUUCAAAACUCGUAUUGGAGAUCUUCGUCGUCGUCCUCUGACGAACGUGGCGAUUGCCUCUUUCCCUGUAUAAAGUCGGCCGAUUUACAAGCCUACGAACGAAUGUGUGACAGUUUAAUAAAAUUACAAAAGCGAAUCGAUAAUGAACAAUCAAAAUUUGAAAAUUUGGCCACCAGCGUCCUAAACGAAAACCUGCAUUAUCAAUUAGAAAAAUGUUGUAGUUUGAAUAGUGAGCAAGCACGUCAAUUAGAAGAUGUCGAAUCGAAUUUAUCUUUUUAUUCUGAAGAGUUAAGUAGGAAAAAGAGUUUCUUAAGAAUUUUAGAAGAAGAAUUGAACCGAGAUAACAAAUCAGCAGAUAACGAUUCAGAUACAGGCUUAAGCUCUUUACAUAGCGACGCCGAAACGACCCCAAAUAUUCGCCCCCUCUUAGAGACGCUUGUCUGA